Messenger RNA from Teleopsis dalmanni, 3726 nucleotides. RefSeq lists its product as uncharacterized. The record is from RefSeq and is a predicted model, not a curated record. Gene Ontology annotation, molecular function: protein binding. Lineage: Eukaryota; Metazoa; Arthropoda; Insecta; Diptera; Diopsidae.
UAAACAGCGAAAAUACACAGCUGCAGUGAGACAACUAACAGUGACAGGAACAGCGCAACAACGCAUAUGUGCUUAAGUACAUUAACAUUUAUAUAUAGUGUAGUCAACAGUAGACGUUGUACUAGCGAAGUAUACGUUGAGGCAUAAAACAUGAAAAUUUCUAGUUGUACACAUCACCAACACAAACGACAAGCAGCACAAAAGCAACAGCAACAGCAACAGGAAGAGCAAGAGGAGAAAACGCAACGAAACAGCAUACUACAACGAAAUCAAAAAGUAGAACAUAAGCAAGAAAAACGUUGUAACGCCACUGUCGUGAUAAUUAAGACAGCGCGAAGCACUCAAACAAUAACAACAGCAACACAUAGCUUACGUAGUUUUCGUAGUCGUAAGUUAACAUACCUGUUGUGUCAUAUGCUGCUGCUGCUGUUAAGCCUGAUUGAGCCAACGCAUGGUGACUGGCUAAUGGACUGUGGCGACUGUCAUUGCAAAUGGAAUUCAGGGAAAAAAACAGCUGAUUGCAAGAAUCUAAGUCUCUCCUCAGUGCCAGAGAAUCUCAACACUGAAGUGCAAGUGUUGGAUCUUUCAUUUAAUCGCAUACCAUUUCUAGAGGAGAAUGCCUUUAUGAAUGCGCAACUCCUCAACCUACAUAAACUGUACAUACGUAACAGUUCGCUACAACAGAUCGAUCCACGCACAUUUACGCAACUCGAAAUUCUCAUCGAAUUGGAUGUGUCCAAUAAUCUCUUGCGCAGUCUACAAGCGAAUCUCUUCGCUCGGCUGGUUAAAGUGCGUGCAUUAGUAUUAAAUGGCAAUCUACUGGAAUCCUUAAGCGAUGGCAUUUUUCAAAAUCUGAAAUAUUUGCAUAAGAUUGAACUCAAGGAUAAUCGUUUGACACGUAUUAGCACACAAGUAUUUAUCAACGUGCCACUGUUAUCGCAGAUUUAUCUCAACGGAAAUCGAUUGAGCUUUUUGCGCAAAGAAAGUUUUGAAUCUGUGAAGCGCUUAACUGCACUCUCAUUAGACCAGAAUCCUUGGAACUGUACAUGUGAACUGCAGAUUUUUCGUGACUUUGUUUUAAAACGUAAUCUCUACACACCACCAACGGCAUGUUAUUUUCCCGUGCACUUACGUGGCAUGUUGUGGGUGGAGGAUCAACCGGAAGCGUUUGCCUGUAAACCCAAAAUCAUAUAUCCAGCACGCGGUGCUUCCAUCAAUACGUCAAAAGAAAAUGUUACAUUGGUUUGCCGAGUGCAUGCUUCACCUAACACACACAUAUCCUGGGAUUAUAACAAACAAAUGUAUCGCUCCAAUGCAGUGAACAGUGCACAACAACAACGCGUACACAUCCAACUGCUACGCGAUGAACAGUCCAAAGAGAAGGAGUUCGGACGUGAUGUGUUUAUUUCACGUUUAACUAUUAUUGGAGCCGAUAAAAACGAUGAGGGUAUCUACACAUGUUUAGCAGAGAACGCUGGUGGCAAAGAUGUAGUGCAAAUGAAUUUGCUGAUACAAAAGCCAGGGUCAAAGGACUUGUUAUUGCAGGGAAACUUAGUUAUUGUGAUUUGCUUAAUGGCUUUGGGAUUGCUUAGUGUGUCGGUGCUGCUCGCAUUGAUUACUUGUUGCAUUUACAAGCGUUUCAAGCAUAUUAACUCCGCGCAUCGACAUCAUCAUCAUCAUCAUUUGGAUGUUGCCGAUCAAUUAACAACUGGCCUCGAACAUACCACCACGACUGUAACGGGCGGCACUGAUGUUGUGCUUGGAGUGAGUGUUGAUGAGACAUCAACGGGCAAUUUCAAGCACCAUUUGCAAAAAACAAAUCUGAAUGGUGGCACUGGCGGAAUGGACAAAUACAGUGAAAUGAUUAAGCAUGGUGUUUCUGUGAUGGACAAUGGUUUUGUUAAUGUUGGUGCUGAUGGCGUUGAGCACCAUAAACUGCUGCUGAACGAUGCGAAAACAGGGCAUGCGGAAAAGGCGUAUUUGGAGCGAAGUACUAAAGAAACACUUCACAUAAAAUAUCCGCAUGGAUACGUGCAGACCGAAAUAAUACGAAAUACUUUAAGCAGCAGCACUGGGAGCAACAAACUAAGCAAUAAAAGGCAAACACAAGAUGCAAGUAAAGAUUUUGUCGGACGGACUGUUGAAUACCAACCGGAUCUGCUACCAGCACAUAGCACCAAAGUUAUUAGUAGUCAAGAAGGACAGCUUUAUAGUCCAAUAAAGUCAACGACAACAAUAAAUCUACAUGAGAAUGAACAUCAAUUGCAGCAACAACAACAUCAUCAUCAACAACAACAGCAACAUCAGCAGCAACAGCAACAGCAACAACAAUUACAAGAAACCAUUGUGACGACAAGCAACGCGCCAAAAAGUAAAUACAAUAGCAACGCUCAGGCAUACCUGCAAUCAAAAUAUAGCACGAUAGCAAAUACCAAUAAACUGAGUGAAAAGUUAACCAAGCGCGAAAUUCCAGGCAUACCACUAAUGACAUCAGCUUCACUAACAGCAGCUGGAUAUGCAAAUGCAACGACAGCAGCGGCGCAAGAAAGCGGUUUCACCACACGUCACAGCAAAUCACUGGCGUUGCCCGGACGCACCACUUCCACACCCACCGAAAAUAGUUACGAAUAUAGGCAACCACCACCUCCGCCAUAUAGUGCAGCACAUCGUGCAGCCGGCAGUCUGCUACUACAGCGACACACCAACUCCAACGAUGACAAGGAGAAUUGCAUCACAAAAGAUCAAGGCUAUCAGGAUUGUAAAGCUAAUGAUGUCGGAAAUGUUGGCACAACAACAGCAACAACAGUAACGGCUACGAGACAGGCAAUUGUGACCGCAUCACCAUCUUUGAAUUUCCUCACUACAACCGGCUAUACACCACGUCGACAAUUGCUGUGAUAGCAGUGACAUGAAGUGGCAUCAAACGAAGUGACGGACGAUAGUGAGAGUGAGGAGCUGUUGCAACUACUACAAUUGGAAUAUUAGCCUAGUUUGAAUAAUGCGGCUAAUACAAGUAUAAUUUAGUGCGUGUACUUCAACUGAAGAUAUUACAUUAUUGCCAGAAUUGAUUUCCCAGUAGCAAUAUAAGUGCGCCACUGGACGAGUAACUGUGAAUUACAUAUCUGUGUGAAGCAAUGCAUUGAAGUUAUGGUAAUUUGUUGAGCAUAAUAAAGCAACUUGUCGAUUACUAACGCCAUUUAAGUAUGUACUAUGGUAAUAAGUAAAAUUGAGGUCAGAUAUUUUGUAGUACUCCUAUAUAUACAUAUAGUAUAUAUCUACAAUUGAAAAAGUUGUAUGCCAAAUUGUUUCCGAAUGCAUGAUAAGACAUGCUGAUGUUGCAAUUUCAUGCAUUUGAACAUAAUUCAUAUUUGCAAUAAAUGCCAAUAAUAAUUUAUACUUGUAUAUAAAUAUCCUUGAGAAAAUGAGCAAUUGCAAUUUACAGCAUACACAUAUGAUAUGUUGCUUGUUCUAUUUAAUAAAUAACAAAUACUGAAGUUAGAUGCAUACGUGUAACUUACCUAUGUAUCUGGGAUAACGAAUGCAUUGAAGUUGAAACUAAAAUUAGUUGAUUGCGUUGGUAAGUAACCACGUACAUGUAUAAAUGUCAUAAGAUAUAAUCUUAAAGAGGUGUAAACUGAAUAGUUGAAUGUGAUCAGAAUGUAAGUGUAGCGCAUAUAUUUGUAAUAUUUCUUAAAGUCUAUAGGCAAUAAGUUAAAAAAGCAACUA